AGACAUCUGCGGUUCGAUUGGUAACAGUAAAUCCCCAAAAUCCCAUGAACUGCCUACUAUUUAUGCCAGAUCGUCAGCGUGCUGGCACGUGAGCUCUUAUACUCGUUGCUUCUUGGAAAACCCAUGAAAAGGAAACAAAAGCCAAAAGAAAACGAGGAGACAGCUAAUCUGAUGUCAGUCAACAGUGAUGUGGUGUGGGGCAGCUCAUCAGGUACAUUGAACUGUUCAUAGGCAUUGACUGAGAAAGAACUAACGAGGAAACAAAUGUGAACAAAUUGCAGAAAUCUGGAAGGAAAAAGAAGCGUUUAGAGGAAGAUGAGGGCGAAAAAGGGAGCAAAAGAGUCCACGAUGGAUUGAUUAGCCUUUCUAGCACAUUCAUAGCUAUGACAAAUGAUGAUGGAUAAUUAUGAGAGAAGCCGCCUCGCAGGAUCCCAUGAAGAUUCGCUGAAAUGUUUGCAUUUAAGUACACAUUCAGGCUACCUGAGAUUUAGCGUUUCAUUCUGUGCUCAGUACGAAAAAUAAGAGAACGAGCUAGUGCCGGCGGUUUCUUACUUGUUGACUAUAUUUCGUGCAGCGGAAGUCCAGGGUUGACGAAUAUUAUAUUUGUUUUGAUCUGGGUCUCUCAGAGUUUUGCUUGAUUUUCAUAGCCACUUCAGUUUUGGUCAAUUGGGGGAUUGGAAGUAUCGGUGCUUAGUGCAACUAGGGUUUGGAUGAAUACUGCUUAUUGGGGUUAGACACGGUCUUCUUGUUCGUUCUGGGUGUCCUGAGAGAUUUGUUUAUUUUUUAUAUCCCUUGCUUUUAGGUCAAGAAGGGACGGGAGAAAUACAUUUUUUUGGGGUGCUUAUGUUAUUCAGGGUUUGGGUGUAUACUGUUGUUGGGAUCUUACUUUGACUCUUUGUUUAGUGCGCUCUCUGAAAAUUGAUUUAAUGCGCUGUACAGUUGGUUCUGAAGACAUUCGCUUCAUAUUCUGAUACUAACUUUAUAUUUUGGUGCCCACUUCAUGUUAGGUGAACUAGGGUUUUUAUAGAUACCGGUUUAUUGUGACCGGUUAUUAAUCAGGGUUUGACUUUUAGGGGUGAAUUUUUGAAUUUCAGCCGUCUGAAGGUCAAAGGAUUUGACUGUGAGGAUCAAUUGGCGGGCUCUUGGGUUUAUCUAGAGGUAUUUUCUAUGUGGGGAUUCUAUAUUAAUUUCUGAGCGUCUUUUAAUUUUCAUGGGCAAUACAUGCCGGGGAUCUUUGGAAAACAUAUAUAGUCAGGGCUACAAAGAGCCCUCCGAUCGCUCUAGGAGAAACAGUAACAUAAAUAACAGUAGUGAACACAAUACAAGCAGGACUGACUCUACUUCUGAUCUUUCAGCUAAUAGUUUGACAUUGCGUUUGAUCUCAAACGAUUUUGGCAAAGAAAGUUUUAAUAAGCCAUCAAAGAAACAAGAGGUGGUUAAAACCAAUCAAAAUCAGAAUCAGAAUCAGAAUAAGUCUGAUUUGCCGAACCCCAAGGAGGACAACAUGAAAAGGGGGGACAAUAUUUCCUAUUAUGUGCUGGGUCACCGCACGGCGAGUCUUAGGGAUCUUUAUGUGCUGGGACGAAAACUGGGCCAGGGUCAAUUUGGGACAACUUAUUUGUGUACUGAGAUUUCUACUGGCAAAGAAUAUGCUUGCAAAUCUAUUCCCAAAAGGAAAUUGAUUUCCAAGGAGGAUGUUGAGGAUGUGAGACGAGAGAUUCAGAUCAUGCACCAUUUGUCCGGGCAUCCUAAUGUUGUGACCAUUAAAGGGGCUUAUGAGGAUUCAGUACAUGUGCAUAUUGUCAUGGAGCUAUGUGCUGGGGGUGAGCUUUUUGACCGGAUAAUACAGAGAGGACAUUUUAGCGAACGGAAGGCAGCUGAGUUGACCCGGAUUAUUGUGGGUGUUGUUGAGGCCUGCCAUUCAUUGGGUGUUAUGCACCGGGAUCUAAAGCCUGAGAAUUUUUUGGUUGUAAACAAGGAUGAUGAUUCAUCGUUGAAGGCAAUUGAUUUCGGGCUAUCAGUUUUUUUCAAACCUGGCCAGGUGUUCUGUGAUGUUGUUGGAAGUCCAUACUAUGUUGCUCCAGAAGUUUUAUGCAAGCAGUAUGGUCCACAGGCAGACGUGUGGACAGCUGGAGUCAUUCUAUACAUAUUACUUAGUGGAGUUCCACCAUUUUGGGCAGAAACCCAACAGGGAAUUUUUGAUGCUGUUCUACGAGGCCACAUUGAUUUUGAUUCAGAACCUUGGCCUUCAAUUUCUGAGAGUGCCAAGGAUCUUAUCAGGAAAAUGCUUACCAAAGACCCAAGUCAGCGCAUCCAUGCACAUGAAGUUCUAUGUCACCCUUGGAUAUGUAAAGAUGGUGUUGCUCCAGAUAAAGCUUUGGAUCCGGCCGUGUUGUCCCGCCUAAAACAAUUCUCUGCAAUGAAUAAAUUGAAGAAGAUGGCUCUUAUGGUAAUAGCUCAAAGUUUGUCAGAGGAAGAGAUUGCUGGUUUGAGAGAGAUGUUCAAGACUAUGGACACGGAUAAUAGUGGUUCAAUUACUUUUGACGAGCUGAAGGCCGGACUGAAAAGAUAUGGAUCUAACAUGAAAGAAUCAGAGAUCCGUGCUCUAAUGGAUGCGGCUGAUGUAGACAAUAGUGGUACCAUUGAUUAUGGAGAGUUCAUUGCUGCAACUUUUCAUUUGAACAAACUGGAGCGUGAAGAGACUUUAUUUACUGCCUUUUCAUACUUUGAUAAAGAUGCAAGUGGUUAUAUCACAGUAGAUGAACUCCAGCAAGCAUGUUUAGACAACAAUAUGAAUGAUGUUCCUAUUGAUGAGAUCAUUCGCGAAGUCGACCAAGACAAUGAUGGGCGCAUAGAUUAUAAUGAGUUUGUUGCUAUGAUGCGAAAGGGCAAUGGAGGUAUUGGUAGGAGAACAAUGAGGAACAGCUUGAAUGUCAGUAUGAAGGAUGCUUUUCCAGUUGGUUAGCCCAUAUCUCAUCAAUUUUUGGUGUGAAGCCAUUCACUAAGAAAUAUGUAACCGCACAUUUUUCUGUUCUUUGUCUAAUUUACUUUUGAGCAUGGUGCGAAAUUGAGAUUGUAAUUGGGAGGUUUAUUAGAUGGUUCACUUUACACGAUGUACAUGUGUAGAUUGUAUUCUUAUUAAGUGCUACUUGAACAUGGUCAUUGAAAGGAUUUGUUUUACAAGCUUUCAGCUGUUGGCCUAUUCUCAUGAAUGGUGAGGGAAUUUUUUAAUGAUGCAUUUUCACA
Messenger RNA from Cryptomeria japonica (Japanese cedar), 3246 nucleotides. Its product is annotated as calcium-dependent protein kinase 26. The transcript has 7 exons. The record is from RefSeq and is a predicted model, not a curated record. Gene Ontology annotation, cellular component: nucleus; cytoplasm. Gene Ontology annotation, molecular function: calcium ion binding; calcium-dependent protein serine/threonine kinase activity; ATP binding. Gene Ontology annotation, biological process: peptidyl-serine phosphorylation; protein autophosphorylation; intracellular signal transduction. NCBI's taxonomy places the organism in Eukaryota, Viridiplantae, Streptophyta, Pinopsida, Cupressales, Cupressaceae. Bases 1211 to 2965 code for a protein of 584 amino acids.